Messenger RNA from Leptosia nina, 1122 nucleotides. The record is from the annotation of a GenBank genome assembly. NCBI's taxonomy places the organism in Eukaryota, Metazoa, Arthropoda, Insecta, Lepidoptera, Pieridae.
AUGACUGCGAAAGUUGUACAUCCGUCAAGUGGUCGUAAAUCCGUGGUUUGGGCUUACGUUUUCUGGUUAUUUGGCGGAAUAUUGGGCCUGCAUCAUUUUUAUUUGCGUCGCGAUAGACAUGCUUUUAUUUGGUGGUCUACGUUGGGUGGUUUCGGAGUCGGAUGGUUAGGAGAAGUAUUCCGAAUCCCAAGAUACGUGAGAGAUGCCAACGAAGAUCCACAGUACAUCCAAGAGUUAAUCAACAGGAUGCGUCAAUACAAAAAGCCUCCAUUUUCUAUGAAUCGUUUCACUGGAAUGUUGAUGGUUGGAUACUCGUGGGGACAGAUGAUGAUGUUGGCUAUACCGCCUGAUGAAUUUUGGGGCUUAAAUUUGCGAUACCUCAACUGUCUUGUACCUGUUGUUGCUGCUCUUGGUGUGUGGACAGUUGGCAAUAUUGGGCGGGAACAAGGUAAUCUGAAGUGGCCGUUAUUGGCUGCGCUGGCUACGUACCCCAUUCGGUAUUACAUUUAUGAUGAAACUGUUUGGUUCACAACAAUGGUGGUUGCAUCGGCUCUGGCUUUUGAUACAUUUAGCAAAGAGUGGCGAAGAACACCUCCUAAGAAAAGUCAUGUUCUCAAGCGGGCGGCUGUUUUGGGCGUAUGCGCUUGUCUGUACCUGUCAUUAUGGUGUGGUUACUUGUACUUCCAUGGAACCAUUACGGACAGCGAAGGUGACGAAGUACCCAUUUAUGAAGCAAUGCAUCACUUCUUCACAAGCCCAUGGUGGCUGGAUGUCAAGCAGUGUCUUCUGGAUACCUACCAAUAUGCUCAACAUCAUGGCUGGUAUGAGGUGUGGAAGCAAAUUAUAGAUUUGUCAGAUCCGCAUGGUGAACAAAAUGCUUACAAGGUUUUAGGCCUAAAUGUAGACGCCAGCCAGCAGGAGAUAACCACCGCUUGGAGAAAGCUAUCCCGCGAGAAUCAUCCAGAUAAAGUAAAGGACGAGACUCUCAGACGAGCCGCACAAGAGCGCUUCAUGGAGAUACAGCAAGCUUAUGAAAUACUGUCCAACAGCAAACAUAGAAGAAACAGACGGAAUAAGAAGGACAAUACAGAACCAAGGAAAAGUGAACGCAGUGAAAUGUGA